ACUUCCAAUUUUUCCCUUCCAUUAUAUUCUUCUCUCCCUCCAUCAUUCAUUAUUCAAUCUACAUAUGGCCAUGAGUGAAACCAUGCCGGUGGGCCCAACUGAUUGGGCGCAGUUCUACCACCACACCUUGUCGCCGCCGCAUCAGCCGAUCGCCGAUAUUUUUGCCGGAGGCGGCCGAGUUUCGGAUGCCACGGUGGUUACGACGACCAACGUGACUUCCUCUGCCGCCGCCCUGCCGCAGUCUCUGAGUGGACAGGGAGGCAGCAGACUGAGCCCUGAGGGACGGGUUUCGAAGCCCGUCCGCCGGCGGACCAGAGCCUCCCGUAGGACUCCGACGACCGUUCUCAACACCGACGCGUCCAACUUCCGCGCCAUGGUGCAGCAGUUCACCGGCGGCCCGUCGCUGGCGGCGGCGCAGCCGAUGGGUCAUUAUCCGUUCCUUAACCACGGGUCGGGCUACGGGUUCGGGCUGGGGAGCUCCGUCGUCUCCCGCCAUACCCAGCUGGGGAACCCGACUCCGGCGAGGACGACGUCCGGCUACCAGUUUCCGUUCCAGACGUCCCAAAGCGGCGGACCCUUUAUGUUUCCCGCUUCGCAGCCGAUGGGAAUCUCAAACUCCGACGACCACGCCGGGACUUCGCCGGGAAGUCUCUCGUUCUUGGAGAGCAUUCAAAUAGGAUCUACUUCGACGUCUUUUUCCGCCGGCGGGAACGAGACCAACAAUUUCUUGUUCUAAGACGACGUCGCUUGGUGCUGACUUUUGACAACCACGACGCCGUACGUAAGGCGGGAUACACCGCCGGUAAAAAUGGACGACAAAGUUUUAUUAUUUUUCCCGGCGAGGAACGUGUCGGCGGGAAGUUCUUUGUCCGUUUUUCGUGUAGGCGUAUAUGGGGCGUUCUUCGUCUUAUUUUAUUUUAUUUUACUCCGUAUGUUAUUCUUUAACCCC
Messenger RNA from Cuscuta campestris, 949 nucleotides. The record is from the annotation of a GenBank genome assembly. NCBI's taxonomy places the organism in Eukaryota, Viridiplantae, Streptophyta, Magnoliopsida, Solanales, Convolvulaceae.